Molecule: messenger RNA, 1602 nt
Organism: Penicillium olsonii
Lineage: Eukaryota; Fungi; Ascomycota; Eurotiomycetes; Eurotiales; Aspergillaceae
Source: the annotation of a GenBank genome assembly
AUGGGCUCAACAGUUGAGCAUGCGUUCAACGUCUAUCGCGGAACUUUCAUUCAAACAAAUCGUCUUCCAGCAUCUGGCUCUACGCCUAUAUUAUGUCGCAACCAGGGUGCACUGUGGGUUUCAACGGCCGAUGGCCGGAUCAAAGGAUGGGAUUGGGAAGUGCACGAAGACGCAGACUUCGGCAAGUUGAUGACCCAAAAGAGCUGGGUCGAUCUUGAUUCCGCCGAGCCUACCAACGUCAGUUCCUCCGCGCCAAGAAUCGGAGUGAAAGUGAUCACGGCCAAUGAAGAAAGAAACGAGUUCUUCUUCCCCGGUUUCAUUGACACCCACAUCCACGCACCUCAAUACCCGAACGCCGGUCUCUUCGGCUCCACAACUCUACUAGACUGGCUGAAUACAUACACAUUCCCAGUAGAAUCCGGAUUCGGCAAGCAACCAGAUCCAAAGACAGGAUCUCAAACCCAAACAAACCCUAAAGACACCCCUCUUCAUGGCCAACACGUCUACGACCAAGUCAUCGCCCGCACUCUCUCCCACGGGACAACAUGUGCCUCCUACUUUGCGACAAUUCACAUCCCAGCAACCAACGCCCUCGCAGCACUCUGCCACGCGCGCGGCCAGCGCGCCUUCAUAGGCAGAGUAUGUAUGGACGAGCCGAAGUUCUGUCCAACUUACUACUGCGACGCCUCAGCCGAAGACUCCGUCACCGCAACCCGCGAGACAAUCGACUUCAUCCAUUCGCUUGAUCCAUCGGGUCGCCUCGUUAAACCGAUCGUCACCCCGCGAUUCGCGCCUACGUGCUCAGCUCCCGCGCUCAAGGGUCUAGGUGACCUGGCCGCAUCGUUCAACCCACCUCUACAUAUCCAGACCCAUAUAUCGGAGAAUUUGAACGAGGUCGCGCUUGUCAAGGAACUGUUUCCUCAGUCGGAUAGUUACGCCGGCGUCUAUGACGAUUAUAACCUGCUGACGCGACGGACAAUACUUGCCCAUGCGGUACAUCUGACGGCCGAAGAGCGGAAACUUGUGCGAGCGCGCGAUGCGAAAGUCUCGCAUUGUCCGGCGUCGAACUCAGCGCUUGGGUCUGGAAUAUGUCCUGUUAGGACUUUGAUUGAUGAGGGUAUCACGGUUGGACUAGGUACGGAUGUCAGUGGUGGGUAUAGUCCCAGUAUUCUGGAGGCGGCGCGGCAGGCUUGCUUGGUGUCCAGGCUGUUGGGGCAGACAGUGGAGUGGCAGAAGAAUCAUCCUGAUCCUGGGGAUGAUGAGGGUCGGGAAAAGCUUUCUGUUGCUGAAAGUCUUUACUUGGCUACCCGUGGUGGUGCGGCUGUCAUUGAUAUGGCGGAGGAGGUUGGUGGAUUUGACAGGGAGAUGCUGUGGGAUGUGCAGUUGAUUCAGCUUGGUGGUGUGCGAGAACGUGAGAUCAGUCCUUUAGAGACAUUCUCCAAUGGGGAUGCGGAUCUUGUGCAUACGGGCCCCAUAGGGAAUGUUGAUAUCUUCGGGACUGAGACUUGGGAGGAGAAAAUCCAGAAGUGGGUCUGGAGUGGUGACGAUCGGAAUGUGAAGGCUGUUUGGGUUGGAGGGAGGCUGGUGCACACUAGAAGAUAG